This is a messenger RNA of Anopheles stephensi (Asian malaria mosquito), 763 nucleotides long. RefSeq lists its product as uncharacterized. The record is from RefSeq and is a predicted model, not a curated record. The transcript has 4 exons. Bases 92 to 637 code for a protein of 181 amino acids. Lineage: Eukaryota; Metazoa; Arthropoda; Insecta; Diptera; Culicidae.
AACUGUCAUCGGUUUGAAAGAAUCAAAAUAAACAACUGUCUGCCGUCUGCUCAGCACCGUUGCAAUAGACAACCGUUUUUACAGCAAAAUAAUGGAUAAAGAUACAUCGCGACACAUAACAAUUUGUAAAUCGCUGGAGGAAGUACGCACACUGAAUGCACAGAACGAUAAACUGCUAAAAGCUUUCGGCAUCGAUGCGUUCACGUUUGCCGACUCGGUACAGGAGCUGCUGGACCAGUUCGCACAGAUACGGCUCCACACGGGGCUAUGCAUCGACGGGCCGCACAUGUCGUUUCUGGAGGAGUUUCUUUACCAGCGGGAAGCAAAGCGUCUCGAAGCCAAAACACAAUCCAUUACGCUACGUUCGGAUGUCGCCUCGCUACGGCUACAGUGCGACAGUGAGACGAAGGAAGUGAACCGGCUUGAGAGCUUCCUCGAAGAGGCACAGAAACUUGCAACAUCCACCGAUGAGUUUGAGAAGAAAAAAGCUAACCAGGAAAAGAACCAUGAAGUUGUCAAAGGGAAGCUGGAAUCACUUCCAAGCGUACCGGACGACAUCAAUUUGGACGAGCUGAUUGUGAACGUUCGCCUGCUAGAGGAGGAGGAUGCUGGACGGCGCGGCGGUGGGGAUAAGUGAGCACACAACCGCUAAAUAAUAGCAAACAUGCAGCGACAUAUUCAUACCGAAAACGGGAAUUCACAGACGAAGCAGGCGGGGAAAAGGCGUCAGUAGUCAAUAAACAAAACAAAUGCCAGUCCUUUA